Moneuplotes crassus is the source of this 856-nucleotide messenger RNA. The record is from the annotation of a GenBank genome assembly. Lineage: Eukaryota; Ciliophora; Spirotrichea; Euplotida; Euplotidae.
UUUUAAAAUGUCAUCCAAAUGUAUCCAGAAAAAGAUCGUAAUUAACCUGACCAAAAAAGGAAAGGGAGCCUCUGUAUUCGACAAGGAGAUGCAGAAGUUUUUCAAGUCGAGAAAUUUGAGAAAAAACUCAACGAUGAAGUUUUCAGACCUGACCCAUCAUUCCAAUUACAACUCGAUUCUUAAGAUGGUUAAAAAGCAUAACUCCAAAAAUAUUAGGAAUCAGAGACUCAGAAGGAACCUCAAGAGAUGUACUUCCGUAGAAAUUCCUGAAACCGACAUUCACAUAAGGAUUGCCACUGAUUUUUCAAAUAUUAAUGGCUUAGAAAGCAUCAAGGGAAAGAAUGUUUUUGCCCUUGGAAAACUCAAGCUUGCCUCAAAUAUCUUAAACAGCAGCUCUUGUGAGAGACAUUCUGAAUCUAAAGUUUCUCCUCUGGGUUGCACUAUCGACUCCAUUGGAAGGGAUCUAAAACUUUUCAAAAAUACUGGUAUUCAAAAAGUGAAUCGGAUAUUGAUAAACCCAAAACAGCACGACCAGCCUCAGAAAUUAUGAAGAAGGAGAAUCAAUAUGAAAAGAGGUUUGACUUACUUUUCUGGUAAUAGUUAUGAAAGCUUUGCUGCUUAUCCAGAAAGCUCGUUACAACUUCAAGGAAGAAACGUCAGAAGAGCUGAAACCUCUAAUUCUGUCCUUAGAGGUCAGACGUUUUAUAACUCAAGUAUGACUUCAGAUAAUUAUGAAACCGCUGAGUCUUCAGAAGAUACAAAGGACUGUAACUUUGUAUCUAGCUGCUCCAGUGUCGAGUCUUUGGAGCAUAUCAUGCUACCAAGGAUAGUCUCCUAAACUAUAUCAUAAAUGUAC